Spinacia oleracea (spinach) is the source of this 1647-nucleotide messenger RNA. RefSeq lists its product as uncharacterized. The coding region runs from base 1 to 1647 and encodes 548 amino acids. The transcript is spliced from 3 exons. Lineage: Eukaryota; Viridiplantae; Streptophyta; Magnoliopsida; Caryophyllales; Amaranthaceae. The record is from RefSeq and is a predicted model, not a curated record.
AUGGCAGUUGAUGAAAGAAUUGGGGCCCCUGUCAGACAGAGUGAUAUUGUUGAUAUAAGUAAUUGCUUUCACAACUGUGGAAUGGAGGAUAUCAAAAGUGUGGGGAAUUUCUUCACAUGGAAUAACAAGCAGCAAGGCACUAAUAGGGUGUUCUCAAAAAUAGACAGAUUCAUGGCCAAUCAAGCAUGGCAAGGAAUCUUUCCAGCUGCUGAAGUUUGCUUCAUGCCUGAAGGUCAUUUUGAUCACUCGCCUGGUCUUUUGACAGUGUAUCCUAGGAGUGAUGGAGGGAGGAAACCAUUCAAGUACUUUACAAUGUGGAAGAGUUCUCCUGUGUUUUCUGAAACUGUGAAGAAGGCUUGGAGUAGUCACAUAGAUGGAAGUAAAAUGUUCAGAUUGGUUUGUAAACUUAAGAAAGUUAAGCAAGCCUUGAGAGAAUUGAAUAAAGUUGGCUUUACUGAUGUUCAAGGUGCAGAUCUAAAGGCCUAUCAGGAAAUGGUGAAUGCUCAAAGUGCAUUACAUAGAAAUCCUACUGAUGCAAGUGUAGCUGAUGCUGAGCUAAAAGAUAUACAAGAAUAUAAAGAAAAACAUAAGGCAUACUUGGCAUUCUUAAGUCAAAAAGCUAAAGUUAAUUGGCUUAAAGAAGGAGAUGAAAAUACUGCUCUAUUUCAUCAAAGCAUCAAAGCUAGAAGAGUUCAAAAUCAAGUUUACAGUAUCUGUGAUAUGACUGGAAAUUGGAAAGACACAACUGAUGAGGAACAUCACAAAAGUAUUCUCAAUGCCCCUUACACUGCUGAUGAGGUUAAAUCUGCUUUAUUCUCUAUUCCAGGAGUCAAAGCUCCAGGUCCAGAUGGUUUUGGGUCUUAUUUCUACAAAGAUGCUUGGCACGUUGCUGGAGAUGAGGUUAUAGCAGCUAUUCUGGAUAUGUUACAGAAUGGGAAGCUCUUGAAGGAGGUGAAUCAUACUGUCAUCACUCUCAUCCCCAAGACUAAAUGUCCAAAAGAUGUGAGUGAAUUCAGACCAAUUUCAUGUUGUAACACCAUUUAUAAGUGCAUAACAAAGGUCCUUUGUGGGAGAUUAAGACAAGUAUUACCUGAUCUGAUCUUGGAAAACCAAGGUGGUUUUGUUCAUGGUAGGUUUAUUGUCCACAACAUUAUGGUUGUUCAAGACUUAGUCAAGCAUUAUGGCAGGAAGGCAGUCAAACCUAGCUGUCUCAUGAAGAUUGAUCUUCAGAAGGCUUAUGACACAGUUGAUUGGCAGUUUUUGUAUGAAAUGCUCACUUAUCUGGAGUUCCCAUGCUCUUUUGUGAAAAUGUUUCAUCCAAGAUGUAAAGAUAUCAAGCUCACUCAUCUUUGUUUUGCUGAUGACUUGAUCUUGUGCAGUAAGGGUGAUUAUCAAUCUAUUCUCCUCUUGUUACAAGCUUUCAAACUUUUUUCAAACUCAGCUGGUUUAAAGGCUAAUCAGCAGAAGUCUUCUGUGUACUGUCAUGGUAUGCCAGAGAGUGAAGUUCAACGAGUAGUUGAUGUUUCUAGUUUCUCCAGAAGUUCUUUGCCUUUCAAGUAUCUGGGUGUUCCCAUUUGCUCUAAAAAGAUUACUGUGGCUCAAUGUGGACAUCUAGUGGAUAAGAUGAUCACUAGGAUUAAGAUCUAG